Messenger RNA from Cadophora gregata, 8203 nucleotides. RefSeq lists its product as uncharacterized. The coding region runs from base 363 to 8189 and encodes 2608 amino acids. Gene Ontology annotation, molecular function: 3-dehydroquinate synthase activity; carbohydrate derivative binding. The record is from RefSeq and is a predicted model, not a curated record. Gene Ontology annotation, biological process: carbohydrate derivative metabolic process; antibiotic biosynthetic process. The transcript has 2 exons. NCBI's taxonomy places the organism in Eukaryota, Fungi, Ascomycota, Leotiomycetes, Helotiales, Ploettnerulaceae.
GCUUUUAAAACAUCAUCAUCACAGAGUCAAGAGAUAGUGAUAAAUUUGGUUCGGGUGCGUUUAAAAGUAGAUGAGCACAGUGAUUGGGAAUCAAAAUGCCUCAUUAAAGGACUCCUCGAGGAAAAACAACCCCCAUGAAAGGUCGGUAAACAGCCAGACAGAUUUCAAGCACCGACGACCAAUUGAUGUGAUGGUGGCUAUCUCAGGUACAGUCGACCCGUAGUCCUCUUUCAUAUGUUUCCUUCAGUCAGUCGACCCGUAGUCCUCUUCCAUGUGUUUCCUUCAGUUGAAAGACACAAUAUUGUCUAGUUUUUCGAACUUUCUCCAAAAGUUUCAAAGUACAAAUUUCUACGGCAGAAGCAAUGGAUCACCCUGUUGUGCCCAGCACCCAGCAGAUGCAUGGCGUACACGAAUGGACCGAUCAAGACGGAAAUCGAGGUACAGAGAUUCUGUGUCGUCACGACAUCAGAGUCCGUACUGUGCAGUCGACUGGUCUGUUUGAUAUUGGCAAUAAAAGGACCGAUCUGAUCAGCUAUCUCAACGCUGGAUGUAGUACCAUACAAAGAAUCCUCGUCAUACUGGAUAUCCACCUCCCAGAAAGCAAGAGAAUCCAAAUUGAGGCGUAUCUCUCGUGGUGCAAGACGGAAAUGCUACUGGAGGAUUAUGUGAUCAUAGCGUUCAGUGUCAACCGAACAGAGAAGACGUUACAGAAAAGCGAAGCCGUAAUCGCAGCCGCUAAAGAGUUUGGGCUCAGACGGAGAGACAUGUUCGUUGCCAUUGGCAGCAUCACGAUGACUGAUGUUGUGGGCUUUGCCGCAGCCAUAUAUCGCCGGUCAACGCCAUGGAUUCUGGUGCCUACCGAUCUUCUUGGGAUUAUGCAUUGUCACAACUGGGACAGCAAAUUAUCAUUGAAUCACGUCAACCAAGAUGGAAGAAUCUACCGGAACGCUCUUGCCUUGGUCCAUCCACCAACCGCCAGCUUCUACGAGCCAAUUUCCCCUGAGGCAAUGGAUAAGGACCAAAUCACACGCUUCUUGGCCGAUAUUGUCAAAACAUCGAUAGGUAAAGACAGCGAGUUGUUCUCAUACACAGAAGCUCAUCUGAGCAAGAUGUUGGCAGGCAGUCAGAAGGCUGGAUAUCUAACGACCGCCCUGAGCUUAGCUACCAGAGCGAGAGUUGAAGAGCGUAAGGAGCUGUGUGGAUCUGAGAUCCACGUGUCUAGCGUCAAGUUUGGGGAUGAAGCAGUGCAAGCAAUACGGGAGAACAGGGCAAUUGUUUACGAUGACAAAGAAUCGGUUUCUACUGGAAUUGCACUGAUGUCUGUCAUAUCAACCUUGAAAGGGAGGCUCAGCAUUACAGAUCUUGGACGGGUACUGAAUCUUCUUUUCCAGGCUGGGUUGCCAAUCUACAACGAGGAGCUUGAAGCAAACGCACUAUGGAAACAUAUGAAGAGUGCAAAUGAGGAACGAGGGAUAUCCACUUUCAUCAUUUUAAGUGGCCUCGGAGAAACAGAAUUUGUCGAUGCGACGGAAAUCUCGUCUGAAGUUAUCGGCGUCGCUCUGUCCAUUCUUCGCAACCAUCGUCCUGAACCGCCCGGGAAAUUCUUGGAUUGGUGUGCCUCUGUCAAGGUGCAGGAUCCCACGAACUUGAGACAGAUUGUCCAUGAACAGACUACCUCAAAUGAUGUGCAAUAUCAUGUAGUCAUGGUUCAAAAGAUAUUCAAUAGCUGCAACCAGACAUUGAUCCGGGGCUACUGCAUGGACAACACCACGACGCGCAAAAGGAAAAUUCUGGUUAUCCUUGACAGCUACGUCGGAAAUCCUAUUGUCAAUAUCCAAGAGUAUUUCCAAAGUCACAGCUCAGUCAUUGAAAACUUUCGUAUCCUCCCUUUCCAUGUUCCGAGCACUUCUAAAGAUUUCAAUGCCGUACUCAGGGUGGUUGAUGUCGCGAUUGAGAUGGGGAUGUCGCAGACUGAUCUUUUCGUUGUGAUUGGAGGUGGAACGCUCAUGGAUGUCGUUGGGUUUGCCGCCGCAAUCUACGAAGGAGGCCUUCCCUAUCUAAGAAUUCCGACGACUCUACUUGGGAUGAUCGAUGCAGGCGUAGGAGCUAAAGUUGGCGUAAAUUUCGGAAAUCACAAGAGUCUACUCGGAAGAUAUUUCCCUCCAGUCGCAUGUCUCAACGACCCAGAAACUUUCUUACCCACGUUGCCACGACGAGAAUUCGCCUGUGGAUUAGCCGAGUCAAUAAAGAUCGCUACAGUCAAAGACUCGCGUCUCUUCGAGAUCAUUGAGAGAUAUCACGGCGAUGUCGAGUAUAACGCACACACCCACGAGUUGAUUCAACUUUCCAUCCGAUCUAUGCUCGAAGAAUUGCAACCGAACCUCUAUGAACAAGACUUGUGUAGAUUCGCUGAUUUUGGACACGAAUUUGGGCACAUCGUAGAGAGCCUCGCCAAACAAACGAUCUCUCACGGUGAAUGUGUUGCGAUCGGCAUGGCAAUUUCCUCUUCUCUUGCUUAUCGGAAACGGAUCCUUUCACGGUCCGAUCUGGAGAGAAUCUUGAAUUGCAUGCUGGAUCUGGGACUUCCAAUCUACCUAACAGACUACGAUUGCUGUAGUGCUGAUCUUCUCUGGGGAAAGAUUAGCACGGAUGGAAUCGAGCACAAAGGUGGAAUGUUAUAUCUCACAGUGCCGGAGACGAUUGGUAGGGGAACAUUCUUGAACGAGAUUUCGGACAUUGAUUCUGGGAUGUUGAGUGAAGUCAUCCUCAGCCUCUGUCGAUAUUCCGAGGAGCGUGCGGGAUCCAGUCGUACAAUUUCAAAGCCAGAAAGACUUCUGGUUUCUGAUACUGGCAACCAUUCCCCUCUUACAACGGCUGCUGUUAUUGGCGGGUCUGGUGACAUCGGAUCGCAGCUAGUCGGCCAUCUGGUGCGUAAUGGCGUGCGAGUUGUUUGUUCUGUCCGAUCAACCACAUCGGUUUCGUUCAGAAAACGACAGAAUCUUCUCGACCCGAAGGUUCGAAUUCUCACCGGAAACCUAUUGAAUUUUGCCAACCUACGAUGGAUGAUACGGGAAGCAGACGUCCUGUACAAUAUGGCGGGUAUUGUUUCACUUAACUCCAAGCUUGACGAGUUUGCAAAGGUCAUCGCUAUAAACGGGUUGGCUCAGGGUGUAAUCACGCAUAUCAUUCGAGAAAUGGGAAGAGACAAGGAUUUGAAAGUCGUCUAUCCCUCCAGUCAGCGGGUUCACUUGACCGAUGCCAACGUAUCUGUGGAUACAUGGAUCCAAGAGGCAGGCGAAGCAUUUUCCAAACACGCGGACGCCCUGAUUGCCGAACAAGACACAUGCACAGCGCUUGAAAAAUUUGCGGAGCUGUUCAUUUCAAAUCAUCCAUUGCCAGCAGGAUUUAACAUCUAUGAGAUCUCUAAACGGCUGGGUGAAUUUUUCGUGUCUUUGUUACCGCGGCAUUCUUUGAUGAGAAUUUCCAGUGUUUACGGGCCAGCGUUUACCAGAGGGUUCACCUAUCGAGCAAUCAACCCGAAAUCCGAAGGAAACUUCGAAAUGCCAGAAAAGAGGGACUUUAUUUAUUCUGAUGAUUUGAAUGAGUUGCUUCUAAGAGUAGCGCAGACUCAAAGUCCUGAUAGCCGAAUCUUUGACGCGGCCUCCGGCGAAAGCAUCGACCUGGAGGAGGUGUGGAGAAUGAUUAGAGGAUUGAUUGGUGAUAGUGCCACUCUUACUCUCCAGAGUGGCGUGACACAGGAAGAAUUCAACCUCGACUCACGCUUUGCUCGCCGUCUACUGGGUAGAGAAUUGACGCCACUGAGUGUUGGCUUGAAGAAGACAGUUGAGGAAUCUGCUCGAGCUUCUCAUCCAGUGGAGCAGAUCAUGCGUCUUUCGCACCCUGUCACUUUCAAGUCUAUGGAGAUUGACGGGUUUCUUCCAGGCGCAACAACUACGCUGAAGUUCAUCUGCAGUGGGGAUUUGUUCCGCAUUGCCUAUGGAGUGUCUCCUACCACAGAAAUCUUAGAGCGGUCAUUAAGCCAGUGGUUUGACAAGCUGCUGACUUCCCACCAAGAGGUAUUGUCUGAAAACACGACCAUCGAACCUGGAUUGUGUAUUCGUUUACGUUCAGAUGGCGCCAUGAAGCACGGCGGCGAAUUUGUUGUCGAGGAGGAUGGCAAGCAUGAUUAUCGGAGCUUCAUCGAGAUUCGAACUGAACUUGUAAUGAAAGCGUUGCAUCAGAACAGUACGGAAAUAAUAGACGAUAUCAUCGGCUGUAUGGGCUACCAUUUCCUAGCAUUCUUACUACGAGGGCGUAAACCGAUACUUUCUCUGCAGGAGCAGAAACGAGAACAGGAGAUGGCCUUCAAAUGGAAAGACUCCCUCAAACGAUGGGACAGACAUCACAUCAUUGUAUUGGAUGUCGGUGCAACCUAUUUGCGGGUUGCGAUUAAGGGCCCCCAUGGCCUUCUCUUACAUGACCCCAACAGAGUCCUCAGUCCCAGCAAGCAGGCGUAUCCACAAUAUACGCUUCCCAUGCUCCAGGGAGAAUUGAUAAAGACGAUAGUGCGGGAAGUCAAUAUUGUCAGGGCUGGUCAUAUUGACCUCUCAAUUGAAGAAGUUGGAAUUUCCUUCGGUGCCGUAGUCACUCGCGAAGGAAUUGUAGAAGAUGCGAGCAUUCUCUGGGGUUCGUCUGCCCGCGGUUACGACUUCAAGGCUACUUUGCUGGAGUAUUUACCUGGCAUGCGUUUGACGGUCCUGAACGACGUUUCCGCUGCUGCAUGGCGGUACAAAGACGAGGGACGAUUCUGUCUCAUUACUGUAAGCUCGGGACUAAGCAACAAGGUUUUUAAUCCUGAUCUGUGCCUUCUCGAUAAGCUUGAUCUUGAUGCUUCGGGCAUCGGGGGGGAGAUGGGUCAUGUCAUCGUGGAGCCACGUGCUGUGGAUGCGUUGGUACAAUAUGCGAUGUUGCAGGCAGCGGCCCGUCCCGAAGAAUUCAGGGGCUCGCUUGUGGAUGUUUACGUGCACGGACAUAUCCAGCGGAUCAACUCACGAUGUUUGGCGUUAGCAGCCAAAGAAGAUGAUGAGUUCGCGGUGCGUAUUCUCGAGGAAAGAGACAUACCGUACUGUGCCUGCGGUAAUCUUGCGGACUUGUGCGCAUACAGCUCUGGCAGAGGUGCCUUGCGCCGUGCCCGGAGCUUGGCCUCUUCGGGCGGUUACGAUAUUGCAUCUAAUGCAAUCACAGACGAUUGGCUUCGACAAUCUAUCGCCUCGGGCCAUCCACUUGCUCUAAAAGUCUUAUCUGACUCGACAUAUCCACUAGCCCUUCGUAUUUUGCAAUUGGCUGGAGAUAUAGGCCUGAAUAAAUUCAUAAUCGUAGGCGGGUUCGCAAUGAAGACUGGCAAGGAGGCGUAUCUACUUUCACUUCAAGAUCACUUGGUUCGGUUCUUUCACCCGUCGGGGUUUUUCUGCGGUUGGAAAGAGGAUGAUGUCCGUAGCUUGGUCCAGUUCGGUGUUAACGAUGACAAUGACGGUCUGAUCGGCAUGGGCAAUUUUGUGGAACACCUACGGUCCAAUUAUCGCGCAGUAGAAAAGGUGGUCGGAAGGCCAAAUCUCACCCUCGUGACGAGAAAAAUCCCUCUUUGUGGCAGCAAAGAAGUUCUCGCCAAAGUUGUGUUUGCGGGAAUAUGCACAACUGACCUACAGAUCCUGCGUGGUGAGCGGGGCGUAGAGCCAAUAGUCCUUGGCCAUGAGGCCGUCUGCCAGGUACUAGAAGUAGGAAAAGGCGUGAAAGGCCUGAGUGUGAACGAGAUGAUAGUGAUGAAUCCCAACAAUCCUUUGGAUGACCAUGACAAGUUGGGACACACCAGAGAAGGUGUGUUUCAAGAAUACUUCAAAUUUGGCCAAGAAUCUUUGGAGAGAAGACAGGUGUUGACUUUGGGAAGUUCCGCAGCUAGCGUAGUUGAUACGCUCGUUGAACCUCUGAGCUGUGUUGUUGCAGCGCAAAAUCGCAUCAAAGAUCGAAUAGCGGGAAAGAAUGUCCUAGUCAUUGGAGCUGGUAUGAUGGGUCUGUUGUUUGUCUUGAUGAACCAUAAAAUGGGCGCCAAAACCGUUUUCUUAGCCAAUCGUUCGAAAGAACGACUGGAUUUUGCUGUGACAAAGGCGAUCAUUCGACGGGAGAAAGUUUUCGUCACGAGUGAUUGUGUCGCGGCACAAGUGAGCGAAGUUUCUGCAGGCCAAGGAGCAGAUGUUGUCAUCGUCUGUGUAUCCCUCGGGCAAGGAGUGAAUGCUGCUCAAGAUGCUAUUCGUUAUGUCAAUGCAGGUGGCUGUGUAUAUCUAUUUGCAGGUUUUAGUCCUGGUGAUACUUUGACUUUGGAUGAAGGCAUAAAGCUGGAUGUCUGGCCGAUUCGAACCCACUGGAAGACUGAAUCAAUUAAAGUCGCUGGCAAGGCAGUAGAUUUGUCAGGUCACCGCGGGAGCCGAAACGAGGACCUCGUCUCGGCUAUCAACUUUAUUCGUAAGGACAGACUCUCCUUUGGCAGUGUGAUCUCGCACAUCAUCUCGCUUGACGUCCUCCCGGAAGUCCUUCAGAGGCUUGCCCAGGAUGGAACCAUUCAAGGCAUAUCAGCAAAGAGAGUGAUUGUGGACAUGGAUGCCCGGAAUGGAACGAUUGAGUCCAUAGAGAAACUCCCACUGCUCCACCUUCAGCAAGCCGCUGGGAAACGAAAGGACGCAAUUCCCAUGGGAAACAUGUUCCGUGACCUUGGAUUCGACGGCAAUAUUUCCUUACUAGGAUGGUUCCAUCCUCCAGCAUGGCACGAAAUCAAGACUGCACUUGAAGCCGCUUUAAAAAGACGUUCCUUAACUUCCAAGAAGCAUUUUAUAUGGGUUGGGACAGGCGGCUGGGUGUUUUUAGUGGACGUCCUAAAGGAGAUCAUACCAGCAAGCCAGGACAUCCAUUUUCACACUCUUCGGAGUCUGGACCCACAAGCCCUCGUAGAUGUAUUCUCGCUCAUAGAAGAGCUUUCCUCGGCUGUCUGCCUGGGUAUGAGCCAAUCGGGCACGACAUUAGAGACAGUCAUGUUGAUGGACUCACUUCGAGAGCGCUUUGACACUGCGGGACUUAAUUACCAAGAGCAUUUCAUUUGGUUGACAGAUACGUGCAUCUCCGUCAAUGACCUGAAGAGCGGCGAAGCAAGAAUCCGAUCAUCCCAAUUACAUGACUGGAAGUGUGUGGAUGUAGAGCCGCUAACAGUGAGGUAUCACGCCGACAUCAACGCACUUUUUUGUGCGCCUCAUUCGAUGUUGAUGUUUUUACCUUUGUUCAUCCUACUCUGUCAAGACUGGGAGGCCAUGUCGUUCAUUUACCAGCAGUAUCUGGCUUUGAGAGAUGAGGUUGUCAACGCUGUACUACCAAUAGCGUGGUCCGUUGCAUUAAACGACACCCAGGAUAUCCAAGUAAAUUUGGAUGAGGAUAUCGCCCCUACCAUGGGCCUAUUGGUGGCUCAGCUCAUAGAACAAGCACUGGGCUCUAAGCAAGUCGGUUUCAACCCACGAGUUUGUGUGACUUCUUGCGGCGAGUUGGCCGAAUUCGAACAUAUUGCGAUGCCGAUACCAACUACGACUCCGAAAGUCGUGAAGGUAAUGCUGACAAUGAAUGCGCUGUCAGCGUUCGUUGCCAUCUUGGCUUAUCAUCGAGAGAUCCAGUUUGUCACUCAUCCCAAGGUGCAGUUGUAUAAGAGGAGAGCUUUGGAUCUGGUAGCUGCUGCUGAAGUGAAACGGCAAAUAUCCGAGACUACAUUGGUCAGUGCUGAAAUCGUCGCAUGUUUGGAUAGCAAUCCUCGAGUACGCUUCGUGGAGAUUAUCUGCUACGGACACGCCCUUGGGUCGAGUCGCCAAAGCGUGAAAGAUUGGUCGGCCUCUUGCCUAGGAGUUGGAACUAGGAGUAUACAUAUCAAUGUACAUCAGGGCGAAGAUUGGAAUCAUUCGAAGUAUCAGGCUGCAGUACAAACUGACGACACAUUGUACGUAAUCCUAGUGCUACAGAAUUACUUCUGCGAUGUCGAAGGAAUCUCGUCAAAAGCUAUCUACGACAAUACCGCAAUGCUCCAGGCGAUUGCCCGCGCUACAUACGAAACCCUUGCUCCUAGGGCGUUGUAUUUCAGCGUUGAGGGAAAGUUCCCGAAUUGAUAUUGUGUCCAUGA